AUGCAACUAUCAGAUUCUAGACGGAGACGCAAGUUAUUUGCCCCAGCAGCUCAACGGUUAAAAACAAAAAUACUAGUUGGUCCCGAUGAGAAUUAUGGUGCAGUUGAACCUGACCUUGAUUCAUAUCCAGAUUUAUCAUUAUCAGAAUUAAAUGAUAAAAAAAUACUAUAUCUAAAUACUCUGAAGCUUACAAAAGAAGAAAUUAUUGCCUUAGAGAAGAGUACCAAGAGGCAACAUGAGUGUGAAGAUUGGCAUAGAGAACGUAAAAAAAGGUUUGACAUAUUUGAUUAUAAUUAUAGGUAUUAUGCAUUAUUACGUCCAAAUUAA
Molecule: messenger RNA, 327 nt
Organism: Macrosiphum euphorbiae (potato aphid)
Lineage: Eukaryota; Metazoa; Arthropoda; Insecta; Hemiptera; Aphididae
Source: the annotation of a GenBank genome assembly